GGGCCUUGGCGCAGGUCCUCUAAAGUCAGUCUUUUUAUUUUUUAUUUUUGUUUGUAUUGAGGUUUGAACUCAUGACCUUGUGUUUGCCAAGAAGGCACUUGUGCCACUGAGCUACCCCCCUCCACCCUUUAAAGCCAAUCUUGCACCAUACUGCAAUUAAUAUUAUAUUUGAAAGAUGGCUACAUAGUGAUUAAGGUCCUCUGGCUCAGACAGACCUGGUUUGAGCUCUGACCCUGGCUAGCUAUGUGACUUUGGAAAACUACUUAUUAUCCAUUAGCCCUGAUUUUGCUCAUUUGUAAAAACAGGAUAUCUACCACCUGAAAAGUAUUUAGCACAGUGUCUGGCACACUGCAAGUAAGUCCUCAACAAGUCCAAUUAGUAUAAACCAUCAUCAUAGUUAUUAUUUGAAUGGAGAUCUGCUGUCACUGUACCUCUGAGAAAAAUGGUCAGAAAUAAUCAUUAAUCUAAGGCAUGUAAAUAUACUAAGACAUACUAAAAGACACAGAGAUAGAAUAUGAAUAUAGUAUAUAUAAGGCUUACAGGGCUCGUUGAAAAGAUCAAUGUGAGCUGUAGGACAGAUGAAUAAAGAGUAGCUGCAUGUUCAGACUGGAAGGAAUCACCUCCUUUCCUUAUGCUAGGAUAGAAAUUUUCCUCUAGACAGCAAGCUCAAUUUGUGAAACCAAAUCAGUUAGAAUUUAUUCAUGGAAGAAGGGUUUCAGUGGGACGGGAGAAGGGCAGACCUUUACAUGCUAAAGGAUAUUUGAAAGGGAAAAGAACGAGGAGUUGAGAGCAUUCUGAGGUUGCCAUUCUAGAAGUAUUUUGACAGGAAAACAUCCAGAUCAAUUAAUUUUGACUGAAUGGCUACUGUGAGUCUGGUUCUGUUAGAGAUUAAGGUAUAGAAAAGAACAUGAUAAUUUCUGUUCAUAAGGAACUCAAAGUCUUGAUGGAAAGCAAGGAGAGAAAAACAAAAUAACUUAUUACUAGCAGUAAAACAAGUGCUAUAAUAAGAGAAUAAUUGCAGCUUUGCAACACAGGUCGUCAGGGUGACAGGGACUGAGCAGAACCUCCACAUAGCCAGGUAAGCUGAAUGAUUUUCAGAACUACACAAGAAGCCCGCGUCCCAGUUCAUCUAUUCCUCAGACAGCGGAGGGGUCUGGCAUCUAAAUUAUUCUGCGUAACGAAGAGGUGCGCUGAGCUACGAUAUGCUCGAUACUUAUGGCUUAAAGGUGAGAAGGUGUUCGCCAGGGUGACUGGGGAGGGGAAGACAACCUUGGCAGAAGGAACAGCGAACACCAAGGUACUGAAGCCUAAGGCCAGGCAUAAUUUAUUUAGAACUCCCAAUCUUCUUUCCCAUUCUCUCCACCCAGGGUUGCCAGACAGAAAUGCUACUCAUUUAAAUCUGAAUUUCGGGUAAAAAAUAUUUAAAAAAGUAUGCCCCAAGUAUUGCGAAGAACACACUCUGGGCUUCCUUCGACUCACCCUAUGAGCCCACAAACCCCUCUGUAAUGCCGGAGAGACAGCCGUUGCGAUAAAGUAUGAGAACUCUUCGUUUAUUCUCUUUUCAUUCCUACAUUUUUCAAUCUCGAGGUUCCAGCCUAAGAAUGAGGAAUGCAGUUUGCAGCUCGCGGCUUGCUGGAUAUCAAGGACCCAUUUUUACCUACUAGAAUUGAGGCGAAUGAAGGGGUCAUAAAUCAUCCAGCUUUACCAAAAGCCAAACCAGAGUUCGCUUACCCUCCAGCGAAUACCGCGCAACCUAGAACCGGAAAUCCCGCCUCCUCCGAAGUAAAGUGAAAGCGAACAACCAAUCCAAAGGAAGGAAAUUCUGUCGCGGGCUAGACAGCGAAACCUAAGAGGGGCUUGAGACCGGAAGCAGCAAGGAGGCGGGGCUCUAUGCCGGAAGUGAGAGUCCGGUAGUUUCUUUUUUUCCCCCGUAUGGUGCCCUACUAGGCUGGAGGAGUGCCCACCACCUGAUGGGGACCGUAGCGACAAUUAACAAUCUGGACGCCGUUUGGAGCUGGGGCUGAGCAGCCGUCCCACAGUCAGGUCAUGGCCUCCAGAAGCCACUGGGGAGCGUGGUUCCCGAGCCUGUGGGUGCACCCCGCCUGCGUCUUCGGGGUAGCCUUUCUUGCCCGAGUUGCCCUGGUAUUCUAUGGGGUCUUCCAGGACCGGACCCUGCACGUGAGGUACACGGACAUCGACUACCAGGUGUUCACCGACGCUGCGCGUUUCGUCACUCAGGGGCGCUCCCCUUACCUGAGGGCGACCUAUCGUUACACUCCGCUGCUGGCUUGGCUCCUCACUCCCAAUGUCUACCUCAGUGAACUGUUUGGAAAGUUUCUGUUCAUCAGCUGCGAUCUCCUCACCGCUUUCCUUUUGUACCGCCUGCUGCUUCUGAAGGGGCUGGAACAGCGUCAGGCUUGUGGCUACUGUGUCUUCUGGCUCCUCAACCCUCUACCCAUGGCCGUGUCCAGUCGAGGCAACGCGGACUCCAUUGUCGCCUCCCUGGUGCUCAUGGCCCUGUACUUAAUAGAGAAACGACUCAUCGUGUGUGCCUCAGUAUUCUACGGUUUCGCGGUGCAUAUGAAGAUGUAUCCGGUGACCUAUGCCCUUCCCAUAACUCUCCACUUGCUUCCUGAACGCGACAAUGAAGAAUGCCAUCAGUCCGGGCAUUCUUUCCAAGCUCAUUUGUACGCAUUCCUGAAGAGGCUGUGUAGUCGCGCUGUACUGAGCUUUGUUGCAGUUGCUGGCCUCACGUUUUUUGCCCUGAGCUUUGGUUUUUACCAUAAAUAUGGUUGGGAAUUUGUGGAGCACACUUACCUUUAUCAUCUGACGAGGCGGGAUAUCCGUCAUAACUUUUCCCCGUACUUCUAUAUGCUGUAUUUGACUGCAGAGAGCAAAUGGAGUUUUCCUCUGGGAAUUGCUGCGUUCCUACCACAGUUUAUCUUGCUUUUAGCAGUGUCCUUCACCUAUUACAGAGACCUUGUCUUUUGUUGUUUUCUUCAUACGUACAUUUUUGUGACUUUUAACAAAGUCUGCACCUCCCAGUACUUUCUUUGGUACCUCUGCCUUCUGCCCCUUGUAAUGCCACUAGUGAGAAUGACUUGGCAGAGAGCAGUCGUCCUCCUAAUGUUAUGGUUUAUAGGGCAGGCCCUAUGGCUGGCACCUGCCUAUGUUCUUGAGUUUCAAGGAAAGAAUACUUUUCUGUUUAUUUGGUUAGCCGGCCUGUUCUUCCUGUUUAUUAACUGUUCUGUUUUGAUUCAGAUUAUUUCCCAUUAUGAGAAGAAACCCCUGACAAAGAGAACCAAAUAUGACUAACAGACCAAAAACAUAGUUUUGGAAUUUUUUUUUGAAUAUUCUAAGCAUUCUAGUGAAAAUGUCUUUGUUUCAACAGAAAUUAAAGCCAGUGUUUGCUUUAUACUUAACAGGGACUUACUAAUUGAAGCUCAUCUUAUAGAAAAUCUUAGAACUCAUUUAUACAUAAUGGGAAGUAAAGAAUACUUGUUUUAAAAUGGAAAGACCAAUUGGGUAUGGUGCUGCAUACCUGAUAAUCCUAGCACUCAAGCAGGCUGAAACAGGAGAAUCACAAAUUCUAGAUGACAAGCCUUUUUAGCAAGUAGAAACUUAAAAAUAUACUAACGUUUUAAUGUAUAACUAAAAAAUAUCUUUGGAUAUUUGAGGUCCUUAAACAUACAAACUAUUAACACACCUUAGUAUAUUUUUAUCUCUUUAAUUUUAAAAGGGUUUUUCAUCUAGCAUUUAGUUGUCCUAUUGAUAUAGCAAAAAUAUUAGGAAAAUAUUGUUUUAUCAUUGAACUUGUUAGACAUUUCCUAGCUUAAACACACCCCAUUUAAUGAAAAUGUUGUGUUGGAAAUUGAGACCUUCAAGGGAGGCUCUUGGAAAACAUAAACAACAGCAUUCUAAGGUGUCGUUGCUCUGCUAAAUUGGAAAUUGUGGAGGGAUAUGUAAAAAUGAGGUUUUGGUGGGCAGAUCUGUCCCCCUUAUCACUAAUAUUUCUGGGGAAAACUGUUUUCUGUGUUUUUUGAACAAGAAUCCUGAAAACUUAAAUAUAUAUCCUAUAUUGGUUGGGGUUCAUAAUAUUCUAAAAUGUAGUGAUAUAGGAAUAUGAUUUUGUGGUUUUGAUUUUAAAAGAUGAGUCACUUAAAUUGUUCUUUCAGUCAAAAACAGCAGACCUAUUAUAAACAAAAAGCUCCAGAGCAGUAGUAUUUUUCGUGUUAAUUCAGGCCUAAAGUCUGAGAACAAAGUGACCAUAAGCCGGUCAUCAUGAAGAACUGUAUUAUUGGCAGCAUUUCUUCGCUGGUACCUUUUAAGGAUCUGGCAUUAGAAGGAAAGACUAGGUGGCUUUUCAUGGGCCGCUGUUUGAGUGAAAACAGCAGGGUCAAAUUUGAGGACAGUGACAUUCCUUCUAGUCCCCUACCCUGUGUUAGGUCUCAUGUUGAUUGCUCUUUGUAUAUCACUGUUCAACUAGUGGCCUUCCAACUAUGGCAUUCUUACCUUUACUAUUAUUUUUGAGUAACUUAAAAAAUGUGUUGAUAAAGCUAGAAGGGGAAGGGAUGAGAAAUAGAAAUACUGUAGAAUUUCCUCAUCCAGUAUAAUUGUCUUUAUUUUCCUGAUUACUGUUUUAUAGUUAAUGUAUUUGUUUCUUUCUUAUUUGUUUAUUUAUUUGAAGUGCUAAGAGUCAAACCCAAGGCCUUAAGCAUCCAGACAGUCACUCUACCAUUGAGGUAUUCCCCUGGCCCCUUAUGUAUGUUUUACUUUAAUUUUCUUUAUUGUAGCUUACCCUUUGUACUUAGCACUGAAAUUACUAAAUAAUCUGUCAUGUGGUUGUUCACAUCAUAAAUUAAAAGGCCUAACUUCCA
This is a messenger RNA of Cavia porcellus (domestic guinea pig), 4877 nucleotides long. It is a transcript of the gene Pigm, whose product is annotated as phosphatidylinositol glycan anchor biosynthesis class M. The coding region runs from base 2047 to 3315 and encodes 422 amino acids. Gene Ontology annotation, molecular function: GPI mannosyltransferase activity; alpha-1,4-mannosyltransferase activity. NCBI's taxonomy places the organism in Eukaryota, Metazoa, Chordata, Mammalia, Rodentia, Caviidae. Gene Ontology annotation, cellular component: membrane; glycosylphosphatidylinositol-mannosyltransferase I complex. The record is from RefSeq and is a predicted model, not a curated record. Gene Ontology annotation, biological process: GPI anchor biosynthetic process. The transcript has a single exon.